CGACUGUGGCGUUGCUCUGUGUCGUACCGAGCACUGGGUCGGUCAACCGUCGUGCUAACACCAGAUUUCACACUGAUCAAGAGUUACCAAAGCCGUGUGAAGCGCCCGAGCAGCUUCUUCCGAGUACAAGACAAAACUCGCGGGUUAGAACCGCUGCAUAUAUCGCUACUCGAGCAAACAUCGUUCACAGCCCAGACUUUGAGUCGGGUGGACCGUGCCCCGGACAACAAUGGUGAAGAAGUCGAGACGGACUCGCUUGUGCAGCGGCUCGAGGAGCGGCGCCGUCUUGAAGCACAAGAAGUCGGUACUGCUUCGUAG
Messenger RNA from Phytophthora nicotianae INRA-310, 318 nucleotides. RefSeq lists its product as hypothetical. NCBI's taxonomy places the organism in Eukaryota, Oomycota, Peronosporomycetes, Peronosporales, Peronosporaceae. The transcript is spliced from 3 exons. The record is from RefSeq and is a predicted model, not a curated record. The annotation marks the transcript as partial.